CACCUGGAGACUCCGCCUCCCUAUUUCUCCCCGGCUGCCAGCGACUGAACUGAGCUGAGCGUUUGCGGACUGCUGGGCAGGCGGUUGCGCUCAGAUUCCAAAUGAAAAUGUUUGAGAACACUGACUCUACAACUACAAGAUCUGGCCCGGAUCUUUGGGCCGAAAUCUGUUCCUGUCUGCCACAUCCUGACCAAGAGGAUAGUGCCAGCAAUGCUUUCUCAGACUCCUUUAUGGAUUCUUACCCUGCAGGCACAGGCCAGAGGGAAGCCCCAGACUUUGCUGUGCAGCCAGCUGUAAAGCCUUGGGCUCCCCUGCAGGAUUCAGAAGUGUAUUUAGCAUCUCUAGAGAAGAAACUGAGAAGAAUCAAAGGUUUACAUCAGGAAGUGACUUCCAAGGACAUGCUUCGAACCCUGGCCCAAGCAAAGAAGGAAUGCUGGGAUCGGUUCCUCCAGGAGAAGUUAGCAUCGGAAUUCUUUGUGGAUGGACUUGAUUCUGAUGAGAGCACCUUGGAACAUUUCAAGAGGUGGCUCCAGCCAGAUAAAGUAGCCAUCAGUACGGAGGAGGUCCAGUAUCUGAUUCCUCCAGAGUCGCAGGUUGAGAAGCCAGCGCCCGGGGACGAGCCAGCAGCAGUGGAACAAUAAAUUACGCACACACACGCCCAGCAGCUGUCUUGGGUCCGGAGGGAACAGCAGAGAGCUCGGCAGCGGCAGCAGCAAGGAAAAAUCUAGGGAGGGAAAAAGCCCAGCCUUCCACUCCACCAAGCAAGCAGCUGCGGGCCCCUGAGGACUUGCUGAGGGCUGGCACGUGUGACUGUCUUGGGUAAAGUGACUGACCCAGUGUGUGCUGGAUCAAAAUACCGCCUUCCUCUCUGUCUCACAGCUUGUCUGAGCUCUGUUGCUGCAGGUGAGAAGUCUGCUAAGAACCUAGUGAAGGACCAAGUGUGAAAGUAUUUGGAGAAACUGAUACCCUUGUGUGUAAUGUACAAGUUAAGUGAGCCGUAUUUUGUCUCGCCUCUUCUGGAUGUUCCCGCCUGUGUUCCAAGCGUUCCCUUGGUAAAUUGUCAGGGAUGUGUGGCACCGAAGAGAGUGAAGUCUGCUUCCUUGAAUCCAAGACCCAUCUGAGGCUUCUCUAACAAGUCCAUAAUAAAUAUAGGGACUUUAGGAAAAA
Messenger RNA from Balaenoptera ricei (Rice's whale), 1167 nucleotides. It is a transcript of the gene CCDC32, whose product is annotated as coiled-coil domain containing 32. NCBI's taxonomy places the organism in Eukaryota, Metazoa, Chordata, Mammalia, Artiodactyla, Balaenopteridae. The coding region runs from base 102 to 641 and encodes 179 amino acids. The record is from RefSeq and is a predicted model, not a curated record. Gene Ontology annotation, biological process: cilium organization. The transcript has 4 exons.